Messenger RNA from Diatraea saccharalis (sugarcane borer), 2526 nucleotides. Lineage: Eukaryota; Metazoa; Arthropoda; Insecta; Lepidoptera; Crambidae. The record is from the annotation of a GenBank genome assembly.
AUGGCGGCCGCCGAACUGACCGCAGGAUUAGCCGAAUCGAUCGUCCCAGUGACAGUUUUACAAGGUCAAGUAUCGCUAUUUGGUGAACAGUGGUCCCGCUCACCUCCGCACCCGCCCCGUACGGUCCAGCACCGUAUGCACUUGGUAGCCAGUAUCUUUGGAUCGUUCGGAGACCGUGCCGAGUGUUGGCGCGUCGCCACCGGCCGGCGACAGCGCGGCCACCAACACAGAUACCUCACAGUGUCACACGCAGACAGCGCGGAAUGUUGCGUGAGCGGGGCGUUACGUAGCGGCAUGGCGUCCGAGGCGCGCGCGCGUUCGCCGCCAGAGGGCGCGCGCCGCCGCGACCGCGAUGUUAGGUCCCCGUACGUGACGCUGGGCGCCGUGCGGUACGCCGUGCGCCGCGUGCCGGCCCCGCGCGCCUGCCCCUGCCGCUGCUGCUCCGAGGAGGCGCUGGCCGCCUGCCUGCCGCGCCCCGCCGCCCCGCGCCCCGCCGCCCCGCGCCCCGCCGCCCCGCGCCCCGCCGCUCCGCGCCCCGCCGCCACGCGCCCCGCAGCCCCGCGCCCCGCCGCCCCGCGCCCCGCCGCCCCGCGCACCUCCGCCCCGCCCGCCCGCACGCUGGAGCGCCUCCAGCGCCGCCUGGGCCGCGCGCGCGACGAGCGGCCCUCGCGCCACCAGCGCCUGCAGGCGCUCACCGAGCGGCUGCUGCCGCGCGCCCACCAGCCCCCGCCCCCGCCGCCGCCGCCGCCGCCCCCGCCCCCUCCGCCCCCGCACUCGGCCCCCGUGCUGCCGCCGGUGCCGCCGCCCCGCGCGCGGCAUAAACAUAGCCCCCCGCGCGGCGCUUCGGUCGACCGCUGCGACGAGUUCGACGCCGACAAUAUCACGCUCGUCCGCGUCGAGCCUCGUUCCAUCGUCGGUUCCUACGCCCAGAGGACGAUUCCGUACCGCAGCGCCUCUUUCUCCCAGGGCGACUUCGCGCCGGACAAGUACUAUCGCGCGACGCGUCAGCCGUCCGUUUUCGACUUCGGACGGCGGCCGGCGCGGACCGAAGCGGCGCGCGUCGAGUCGGUCGACUUCGGAGGCGACGACGCGAGCGGAUCCGUGGCCUCCGUCGACUCGGCGGUGGGCUCCGACGAGGGCUUGCUCGCCCACGCCUCGCCGGCCCCGCGGUCGCCCCCUCCGGAGGCUCAACUCAAACAGCUGAGUGCGCGCUCGUUAACGCAUCCGCUGCCGCGUCGCGGAACGGAGCGAGCGCUCGCGGCGGAACAGUCGGGCGGUGGCGGCAGUCUUCCCGCGCUCAUGGCGCCCCGAGUGCUGCACGAACUACGCGAGGAGAGUGACGGUUCUCAGGCAGACAGUGCGCAGCCGCACAGCGAGGGCACCUCCCCUUUAGAAUCCGCGCGUCCCUUCGCCUUCCCGCCGCUGCCGGAUCCGCCCCCCGCGUGUGUCAAUCCAGAUUGUGAGUGUGCCGAAAUUACCGAGUCCGCCGAGGACCCCGCGUGUGAUCUCGAGAGUUCGAUUCCGGUACCGGUGUACGAGUGUAUAGUGAAACAGUGGUCGAAGGAGUUACCGUCGGAUGAGCCGCUGCGAUCGGACGCUGCGUCGGAUGGUUCUUUAGACAGAGACAAAGAGGACGAGACUAUAACGAGUGAACAGGUCGCAGAUUUACUUGCCGCCGUGCAAAACCCUCGAUCGCAGGCCCCUAUAGGAGCGCGAGAGAGACGAAGGCCGCUUGAUAAAAUGAAGAGAAGAAAAGGAAUAUACAUAACGACGGCUAGCGACGAUGGAGGUGAAGAUGAACCACCGUCAGUAAACGGCAAACGGGAGAGUGGCGAGGCUUCCCCGCGCGAGACUCGCCUUUCAGACGAAGUUCGUACGUCCUCGGUGCUCGGAGAUAAAUCAGACGAUUCCUUUACGAACGGGCCUCCCAGCCCAUCGGAUACCCCUCAUUUAAUGUGGCCCCGGUCUGAGGAAUUGCGAAUGAGGCGAUCUAGAUUUUCCCACCAAAGCUCCGAUGAAAAAGACGACGAUUCUUAUCGAAGUAGGAGAAAAUUCGGAGUUGUCUCUCGAGGGGAUUCACCUUCAGAAGCAGAGAGCGAUUCAUAUUCUCGGGAUCGCACCGCAUCACCAUCACCUUUUAGUCCGUCAGAUACUUCGGACGUGGAGACGAGAAGACAGCAAUUCGCCCGGCCUUUCGGAAAGAAUUUAGAGACACCGAGUCGUGAAAGUGGAAGACGUAGUUUCUCGGAUGCCACAGUUCCUUCUCGCAAGUGGAGUGGAGGAACAGGCUCUGGUGCAGUAGGAGGUCGGGGUCGAGGUGCCACACACGUGCGUGCCACCUCCUCGCCCUCAAAGUUGGCGAGCGCCCGCGCCGGCGCUGAACUUCUGGCGGAGCUGCUACGAGGCAGCUCUGAGGCGCUCUCUAACGCCACUACCUUUGAUAACGUCGUUCUCACCCUGCACCAGCACAAUGUAUCGGCGAUGAUGGCCGUGAUGUAUGAUUCAUUAGUUCAACAAACUAUUUAG